AAUAAUAAAAGAAUCAAUCAUUAAAAGUGUUAAUUAAAGUUGUCGGUAUAGUGGAAAAAAAUAACCAAAAGAUACAUAAAUAUGAUUUGACAACUAAAUCGUUUAUCUAUUUGUUUGUGCAUUUUAAAUAGACGGCGGCUUUCCAGUUGGAAAUUUCGUCUCUGUGGAUAUUGGAUGGAACAUGUUUACUCCUAUUUAGACGAAUGUCAAGUUAUAUCUACAAAAAAGAACAAAAGGCAAAUUGACACAGGCUGUAGGAUAGAUGGAUAUUAUAUCUAUGGUAAAUACAACAUGCUCUGAAAAUGAAAACGAGGCGAAUGGAUCUGUUGGCUGUAACAGUGAUUCGUUGUAUGAAGACUACACAUCUUACGAUGAACAUAUUGCUGGAAUUUAUUUGUGGCAAAUCGUAGCACCGAUCAUGAUAAUUUUCGGAAACUUUGGAAGUAUCUUGUGUGUAAUUGUUUUAAAUAGAAAAUCUAUUCGACAGUAUACUAUUUCGGUAUUUCUAACGUCGAUGGCUAUUUCAGACACCGUGGCACUGAACACUGGUCUUCUCAGAAACUGGAUAUUAUAUACAUUUGAUAAAGAUAUACGGUUAUCAUCAGAUAUACUUUGCCGUUUCCAUACGUGGCUAUUAUAUUUUGCUCUCUCCUUUUCUGCUUGGAUGUUAGUAGCGGUUACUAUAGUACGUGCUGGAUUGGUUUGUUUUCCUAACAAAAUGAAGUUUUUAUGCACCAAACAAAAAGCACUAGUGUCUAUUGUUAUCAUAGCAGUCGUGUUGUCUUGUUCAAAACUUCCCAUAUUAUUCGGUGUAGGUGAUAUACUUGAAUACCACAAUGGCACAAUGACAAUUCAGCAUUGUGUGUAUUUGACAAAGAAAUAUAAAUUAUUUUUCAACACUAUUGGAUCUUGGUUGGAUUUGGUCUCAUUUUGCGUCAUACCUUCUGUUUUACUCAUUGUUGGCAAUACAAUUAUCAUAUAUAAAGUCAUCAAGUCAAGGCAAAGGGUUGGAGCAGCACAACAACCGACAAACGACUAUCGACAACGAAACCAAGGACAAAAGUCCAAAAUAUCGUCCAUGACAACAAUGCUGGUAGGGCUUAACACUGUAUUCCUAGUGUCAUCAAUACCUAUCAGUGUGUAUGUAAUCGGGUAUAAACAAUGGUACGAGGAAGGAGAUACACAUGACCUUGCUGUACUUGGUUUGAUGUGGCCUAUCACAAAUAUUCUCAUGUAUUCAAAUAAUACCUUUAAUUUCGCUCUGUAUAUUCUUAGCGGGAAACUUAUCAGAAAAGAAGCAUUAAAACUAUUGUGUUGUUCUAAGACAAAUAUUAACGCAGAUACAGAACUCGCCGCGAAUCGGCAACCAGAAGCAAAUGGUAUACAGAGAGUGCGGCAUAACAGGAUACUGACUAAUAAUAUGGCUCUACAAAGUGUCACACGGAUGAGUGAUAUUAAAAUACGAAAUUUGAGAAAUUUAAUACAGAUUGGCGAGAUAGUUCGACAACAACGAAUACAGAUGAUUGACGAAAUGUCCCAACCAAAAGUAGAACAGAAUGUAUGAAUAAUUCGAUGUAAGGGAUACAGAGUGGCGAAAUGUGAAACAGAAAAGCAAGAUCGAUGUAAAGAAUACGGAGUGGCGAAAUGUGAAACAGAAAAGCGAGAUCGAUGGAAAUGAUACGGAGUGGCGAAAUGUGAAACAGAAAAGCGAGAUCGAUGAAAAGGAUACAGUGGCGAAAUGUGAAACAGAAAAGCGAGAUUGAUGUAAAGGAUAGAGUGGCGAAAUGUGAACAUGAAAGCCAGAUCGAUGUAAAUGGUACAGAGUGGCGAAAUGUGAAACAGAAAAGCCAGAUCGAUGUAAAGGAUACGCAGUGGCGACAUGUAAAACAGAAAAGCGAGAUCGAUGAUCCAGUAACAUUGAACACGCACUAGUGAAAACAGAAAUGAUAUUAUAGUUUUUAGAAAUGUAUUUAAUUAUGUUUUCAAUACCAUUAUGAUAUAAAUUCAAUUAGCGCUCUUUUACGAAAUUAUUCUUGAUCUUAUAAUUCUGACUGAUGGUGAAACUUUAUCAAUGUUUUCCUAAAUGA
Messenger RNA from Mytilus trossulus (common blue mussel), 2087 nucleotides. Its product is annotated as growth hormone secretagogue receptor type 1-like. Gene Ontology annotation, cellular component: membrane. Gene Ontology annotation, molecular function: G protein-coupled receptor activity. Lineage: Eukaryota; Metazoa; Mollusca; Bivalvia; Mytilida; Mytilidae. Gene Ontology annotation, biological process: G protein-coupled receptor signaling pathway. Bases 263 to 1564 code for a protein of 433 amino acids. The record is from RefSeq and is a predicted model, not a curated record. The transcript has a single exon.